Psilocybe cubensis is the source of this 1407-nucleotide messenger RNA. RefSeq lists its product as uncharacterized. The transcript has 8 exons. Lineage: Eukaryota; Fungi; Basidiomycota; Agaricomycetes; Agaricales; Agrocybaceae. Gene Ontology annotation, biological process: deoxyribonucleotide biosynthetic process. The coding region runs from base 1 to 1407 and encodes 468 amino acids. Gene Ontology annotation, molecular function: oxidoreductase activity. The record is from RefSeq and is a predicted model, not a curated record.
AUGGCGAAUCUUGAGAUUCAUAGGUUCUCUCCCGCUCGAAUUCUUAUUCUUGAUGUGCAGGAGCGACUACUCGCUAAGGAUUCGCGGCGUUUUGUUCUCUUUCCCAUUCGGUACAUUAAGAUUUGGAAAGCAUACUUGCAUGCUGUGACGACGUUAUGGGAAGCACGUUGUGCUGGUUUAUCACGUGACUCUAAGGAUUGGACUGAGUGUCUGUCAUUCCAACAACGAUGCGGUGGCAUCUUCUUUUUCAAACUUUCUAUUGCUUCUCAUGGGAUACAUAAGCGACUAUUGGAUAUAAUCUCCAAAGAAAUUACAGUCCCAGAAGCACAUUGCUAUUUCAGUUUCCAGUCGGUCAAUGAAAACGUCCACCAGGAGGCGAUGGCCAAGAUUACGCACGGUCUCACAGGAAUUCGAAUGGACGAUUGCGUCGAUGAAUGGGAACUCUUGCGUCCAAAGGAAAAAUUUAUGAAUAUUUGGACGAGAUCUUCCGUGUAUCCUUUCUCUGAGAGGUUGCUCGUUUUUAUAUUCAUUCAAGGAAUAUUUGGUAUUUCUCUGUCCCGGCUUCUACAAUGGUUUUCUGGCAAAGAUUACCUCCCAACUAUGGUAUCUACUUACACCCGGAUCUUCAAUGACAGGGAAUGUCAUGUAGACUUUGUCUCGCUGCUUUUUUAUCAUUUGAAAAGGCGUCCGUUAACCAGUUUUGUCAACGAAUUCGUCGGGACCAUUGUUAAAAUCGAAAAAAAAUUCGGCAGUGAUUUGCUGGACCUUUCCGAGAUAGACAUUCCAUUAGACGACCUGAAUCGAGUUCUGGAUGGGAAGGCGCAGGCGGCACAGCCCAAAGCACCUGAAAACGAGCUCUUCUCGUUCGACUUCCACGCACCGUCUCUGGUGCAGAACACGGCUGUGAUGGAGCAGCCGAAGAAAGACGUGAAGCAGAAUAUUUUGUCGUUUACAUUAAUCAGCGUUUACUGUAGGUUGUACAGACUUUCUCAUGCUUGGAUUAGGGUAUGUACCUCAAUGGGUAUCUUGGUAUCGCUGUGCUUUUCUAUACCGCUUCACUGGCGGACUCGUGUUACUCUAGGAGAAGAUGGUAUGUAUGAAGAUGUUCUACGCUUUUGGAUGGACAAAGACAAAGAAGGCAACACACCCGACGCGUUGCAGGAGGUUAUCGAGCAUCUCAUGUACCAAGGAAAGGCCUGUCCUCAUCUAUACUCGCUUGUUCUGAGGUUCUUGACCUCGACGCCGGAGCUGCUUAACCGACAUCAAACUGGUUUGAAGGACAUCCUGGAGCAUAUCGACGAUGUGCAAUUGAUUCUCCUUGGGAGUCUUACAAGUUUUGAGUCGAAAUGGAGUGGCGAGUGUCGGUUUAAUGAAGCAAUGGUUGAUCAAGACGAUCAAGGAAAGUAG